AUGCAGCUCAAAUGGAUCAUCUCAAUUUGGCUUCCAUUGAUGGCUUUUAUGCAGACCAUUUCGUGUCAGUAUGUGGCACCUUCACUAUGUCAGGGUGUGUGUUUCUGUUCAAGUCCUGACGCCGCCGUCGACUGCAGCCCCCAGGAUCGCAUAGGCGGCGUGCCAACAAAUCUGCCCCCGGGAACCACCACGCUGAAGAUCCAGGGUGGACUGUUCCCCGCACCGGGUCGCCUUGUUCGUCAAAACUUCACCGGCCUUGGACACCUCAUAAGACUGAGUAUUGUCAAUUCCCAGGUGCGCUCCAUUGAACCGCGAACUUUUUUGGGGAUGACUAACCUCAGAUUCCUGGACUUAUCACUAAACCAACUUCAUCACCUGGAAGCCUAUACAUUCUACGGCUUAAAGCUUACCCAACUGUAUCUUCAGAAGCAGGACUCGUUGGGUGGAAAAACGGACAAUUUGGCCUACCGUUAUGAAGAAAUUGGGAUGAAUUUCGAUGGCGAGGGUCUGCAGCUAGAAGAGGAGGUUUUUCAUAGCAUGUCUGCCACCCAGAUUAACCUUCAACAGAACAGGAUCUCCGAAAUACCAUUCAGACUCUUCUCGAAGGUGAAUGGUUUGGAGAAGCUCAUACUCUCGAGUAACAACAUCCGUAGUCUGGACUCAAAGUUUGCGGACUACUUUGACAGACCGGAUCGAUUAAUUGACUUGACAGACAACCCCUUACUCUGUUCCUGCAGUUUGGCCUGGUUGGCAGUUCGGUCGAAGGAGUGGGUCACUAAGCUGUCCAGUCUGAACAUCACCUGUCUCGUUGAUGACAAAGUUGACAUUCCUCCCGGCCGUUUUGUCCGACUGCUCCAAGACCGCAAGACACGAGUUGAACUGAUCAAACUUUCGAACGGUCACCUCUGUAUGUCUUCCAGAAUCCGCUCCAUUGGAGUGGAAAUUGACCCCUCCGGAGAGAGGGCGAGGCUUAGUUGCACCGCCGUAGCCUAUAGUGUUUUGGAUAGCUCCAAUACCUCACCAAACAGCCUCCUUUACUUACCUUCGGAUGGCGGGGUAUUUCGAAAGCAAUCUGUUGUCCCGGUUCGUGCUCCCUCCGUGGCGUGGAAGUAUAUCGAGCUCGGGCAGAUGCAUCAACAGUUCAAUUGUAUCACGUGGGACGAGAAGGAGAACGAUGAGGAGGUGCUGGUGACAAUUCGCGGACCAGGCGCCUUGCUGCCGCCGCAGACGGCUCCCCUGCCCGAAGUAACUCUUAAGGAAGGCAAAGUGGUUGCAGAAGGCCCUUCUAAGUCGUCUGGUGAACCAGCGAAGGAAGCUAAACAGCGCGACGAUGUUCUAUUGACGCACAAAUCAGCUCUGCUUUUCCGGAAACAGUACACACUGCUAGAGAUGAUUGGAGCUAUUGUGGGAACAUUCCUCGCUACCCUAAUCCUUCUCCUGAUCGGCUCCAAAUGCUUUCGCUGUUUCCGAACCAGAGGUUAUGGCCUACCACCUCAUGGACAUGCCCUCUCUGUGGCUAGUACGAAGGACCUGCCCAUUCUUGGUCGUCCACAUGAAGUGGAGGCCUCAAAAUCACUAGAGCUGAAUAACAGUAGCGCCGCAAAU
Molecule: messenger RNA, 1605 nt
Organism: Dibothriocephalus latus
Lineage: Eukaryota; Metazoa; Platyhelminthes; Cestoda; Diphyllobothriidea; Diphyllobothriidae
Source: the annotation of a GenBank genome assembly